Molecule: messenger RNA, 5205 nt
Organism: Linum trigynum
Lineage: Eukaryota; Viridiplantae; Streptophyta; Magnoliopsida; Malpighiales; Linaceae
Source: the annotation of a GenBank genome assembly
GUAUUAAGCUUAGAUUGAAUAACAAGCAGAAAAAGGACAAGUAAUAAGCAGUAGACAGUAGUCUUAUUGGUUUAGUGUAGACUCGAUAUUUGUUAUAACUUAAAGUCAACAGAGGGCUAAUUGGGUCAAUUCGCGAGACAGUCUUAGAACUAAAGGGAAAGGUUGAAAUCCCUAAUCUAAAACACUCUCAUACAGCCGUCCAAAUCCUUUUCUCUCUGUCUCGCCUCACUAAAACACGAACAAGAAAAGGGAACCCUAGCUCUAAUGUCGAUCUCCUUCCCGCCUCUCGUCUUCCAUCGUUGUUCUCAUUAGGCCAGAGUAAAAGGAAAUAACAAAUCGACUCUCCUUCUUCUCUCGACCUCAACCUGCCGAUCCGGGAUUGAAAAUUUCAACGACGAUGACAAAAACGACGGCGUCCGGGAGAUGAGCGAACGGUGAGUGGUUUUCAACCAUUGCAUGUUUAGAUUUGGGUUUCUAGGGUUAUUUGGAGUUCUAAUCAUUUUCCAUUUUAUUUUUGGGUUUCGACGAAAGUCGCCGGCGGGGAGGAGGCUUACCACCAGCGACUGGCGCGGGAGUAGUCGCCGUCGGUGAGAACUCCGGCGACAGGUAAGGGUACUGUGAGUUUGCUUGUGAUAAUGUAUGCUAAGGGUGGUUUUAGUAAAAAUGGGUUCAGAUUAGAGGGAAGCCCAAAAUACCUUCCAACAAUGGAGUCUUGUUCUUGUGUCUAGUUUUUAGUUGUGUUUGUCAAAUCUGACUUUCGAUGACGAUGAGCUUUGCUGUUGGUUUGAGCUUUUAUACUAGGUGGAAACACUAGUAAAAUUUAAACAAGUAAAUGCAAAACAGGAAAGAUAAUCAAGUGUGUUUUUGUUAUGAUAUGCUUGCAUAACAAAGCUUAUUAAUAAGAGCAAACAAAGAGUAAAGAACCAAAGAUUUGACUUUGAUUUCUUUGGUUCAUUAAUGGUUAUUACCAUCUUGUUAACUGAUUGGUGUUAGAUUGGUGUUUGGUUCGUAUUUCGGUUCCUGAUGGUUUGAUAAUUUUGAUAACGAAAAUCUGUGUUUAGAACUGGGUUGUGGGACUUGGAACUACAAGACAAUGCAGAAUUUCAGUUUAGAGUUCCAGAUUUUGUUAGAAUGAACAGAUUGGAAAAUUAGCUUCUAAAGACCAUAAACACUGCUAUUGCUUGCUUGUACUUUGUCUUAAUUAUUUUAGUGUCAAAUUUGAGUUGUUAUGGUUGAAAAUGGAAAGAUGUGGACCUGCUUAUGUUGGCCAAAUCUGAGUUUUGGUUGCUUUUGAUAUUGACACUUGGAUUGACUCGGGUAUGAAUUUAAAAGCAAAACAAUUAUGAUAAAGGAAAGAAAACAACUUUAGGUUGCUUUGUGAAAUGCGUAAACAUAGAAGAAAUGUAGAGAAGUUGUAAAUAAAGCAAUAGAUCUGAUUUUGCCUUUGUUAGUAAUUUUUGUAGCAGUGAUAUUGCUAUUUUAUCAUUUGCCUGGACAUUCUAAUGAGUUUUACAUAGUAGAGAAACAAGAUGAUUAUGGAUGAUAUUGAACUGAUUAUUGAGUUUUUGUGUUACCAACCGUUGUUUGAGGUUUGGGCCCGAAAUGCCCGCCUCAACCCCGUUACACCUUCGCCCACCAUAUUUGACUUGUGGAAUAGUUCUAAUUUUAAGGACCUAUUUGGUUAUUUCUAACUAGAGACGAGGGAAGAUGAUGAGCAGAAGUGAGUCGUGGCUGCAGUUCGAAAUAGGCGAGGGAAGAUGAUGAGUAGAACUGAGUGGAUUUGUGCUAUAAACUGAGUUUUCAGCACCGGAGUGGCUGGCAUCAGUCUUCCAGCACGGAUCGUCAGUCGAACUUGCCCUUCAUUCAUAAUCAAAUUGGAAUGGCAAGAGUGUCUUUUUCUGCUAAACGUGUUAUCGGGGACCUUCCUUUCCUCGACUCUUCGCCCUUUGCCAGACUAUUGGAUUCUUGUGUUGCGUCCAGGUCCUCGACAGAUACCCGUCGUGUCCAUGCGAGUAUCAUCAAAUCUCGGUUUGCAUUCGAAGUUUUUAUCCAGAAUAAGCUCAUUGAUGCGUAUGGAAAGUGUGGUUGUGUGGGGGAUGCUCGGAAACUAUUCGAUAGAAUGCCCGUCAGAAAUACUUUCACCUGGAACUCAAUUGUGAGCACUUUAUUGAAGUUGGGUUUCCUUGAUGAGGGUGUGCGGUUAUUUGAGGCUAUUCCUCGGCCAGAUCAGUGCUCAUGGAAUAUAAUGGUUGCUGGUUUUGCACAACAUGAUGAGCUCCAACAAGCUCUGGGUUAUUUUGUUGGGAUGCAUAGGGAAACUUUUGUGGUUAAUGAAUAUUCUUUCGGCAGUGGUCUAAGUGCUUGUGCAGGUCUGAAGGACCUUAAAAUGGGUACCCAACUUCAUGCUUUGGUCUUCAAAUGUCACUACUAUGUUGAUGUAUAUAUGGGUUCCGCUCUGGUUGAUAUGUAUUCUAAAUGUGGUGUUGUGGAUUGUGCUCUGAAGGUUUUUGAUGAGAUGAAGGAAAGAAACAUUGUUUCUUGGAAUAGCUUGAUCACUUGUUAUGAACAAAAUGGUCCAGCAAGGAAAGCUUUAGAUGUGUUUGUUAGAAUGAUGGAGAGUUCCUUCGAACCAGAUGAAGUUACUCUGGCUAGUGUGGUUAGUGCGUGUGCAACCAUGGCGGCAUUGAAGCAUGGUAUGGAGAUACACACUCGUGUAGUGAAAUCUUAUAAAUUGCGAGGUGACCUUAUUCUAGGAAAUGCAUUGGUGGAUAUGUAUGCAAAAUGUGGUAAGAUUAGUGAAGCUAGACGUGUUUUUGAUAGGAUCCUUGUGAGGAAUGUGGUGUCUGAAACAUCUAUGUUGAGUGGUUAUGCUAAAGUUGCAAGUUUUAAAUGUGCAAAACUGAUAUUCACAAAGAUGAUGGAAAGGAAUGUGGUGUCCUGGAAUGCUCUGAUUGCAGGCUAUACUCAGAAUGAUGAGAAUGAGGAGGCGCUCAAACUCUUUUGUAUGCUGAAACGGGAAUCUAUUUUCCCAACUCACUACACCUUUGGUAAUUUACUGAAUGCUUGUGCCAAUCUCGCUGAUCUGCAGGUUGGCCGGCAGGCCCAUGCUCAUGCUUUGAAGCAUGGAUUUGGGUUUCAAUUUAAUGAAGAUCCAGAUACUUUUGUCGGGAACUCACUUAUAGACAUGUACAUGAAAUGUGCAUCGGUUGAAGAAGGUCGUCAGGUUUUCAGAAGCAUGGUUGAAAAGGAUGUUGUAUCGUGGAAUGCUAUGAUUGUAGGGUGUGCACAGAAUGGGAAUGGGCUAGAGGCUCUUGCUCUAUUUAAAGAAAUGCUUGUGUUUGAAGAGAAACCAGAUCAUGUCACUAUGAUCGGUGUUUUGUGUGCUUGCAGUCAUGCAGGACUUAUUGAGGAGGGACGUCGCUACUUUCUCUCCAUGACAAGGGACUAUGGGUUGGUGCCAAUGAAGGACCAUUACACAUGUAUGGUAGACUUACUUGGUCGAGCAGGUCAUCUAGAUGAAGCCAAGAGUUUGAUAGAGACAAUGCCUGUAAAGCCCGAUGCAGUUGUAUGGGGUUCUUUGCUUGGUGCAUGUAAAGUGAGUCGCAAUAUUACUCUAGGGAAGUAUGUUGCAGAAAAACUUUUGGAGAUUGAUCCCACAAAUUCUGCACCUUAUGUUCUUCUUUCAAAUAUGUAUGCCGAGCAUGGCAAAUGGGGGGAUGUUCGAAAAGUGAGAAACAUGAUGAGACAUCAUGGAGUUAUUAAACAGCCUGGUUACAGUUGGAUUGAGAUCAUGGGUGACAUGCAUACUUUCAUGGUGAAAGAUAAAAGGCAUCCACAGAAGAGGGAGAUUUUUUCAGUGUUAAAAGACUUAACUGAGCAGAUGAAGCUAGCUGGAUAUAUUCCAUCAAUGGUUUAACGUCUACAACUUGACUUCUCCAUUGAAGGUCUGACUAUUCAUUAUCUUAAAUGUAUUAGAUUUGCAGAUGUUCUUUGUGAUGUUGUCUAAUUGAAAAAUCUUACUGUUAAUAUUUCAGCUGGUGUUCGAAAAGUAUUCAUUCCAACAAAUAUGUGGCUCAUUGGGGUUGCUAGCAAAGGUGAGUAGAUAAUGUUCUGUGUGUUUCAUUCCUGCUGAACAUACAGCUCAUGGUUAUUAGCAUUCUUAUUUAUCUCACAGAAAUGUUAUCUCUUUAAUAUGGCAGUAACAACAUCAUGGCUUGGAUAUUGUUGUAUUGUCUAUAUUUUUCGUUUGUUAUUCCAUACCACAGGUAACUUGCCACACUGGUUCUUCUACAUUGACCUGUGACCAUACAUUGUUAGAUAAGAUUAGGACCUAUUGAUAUUUUAUGCUUCUGCAGUUCGGAACAAUAUAUUUUCUUUUGUCAGGGCUUUGGUUACUAUGCCGUCUCUUCUAGCUUCUCUUUCUCUUUUAUCGAUUUACACAUGUUGAACUAUUUGUUGGAGGAUUUUCAAUGGUUAGUUUGCCUUCCCUCCAACUUCCUGCGCCCAUUCAUAGUAACGACCUGUCCCCUUAAACAUCAUGUUAAAAAACACCAUUGCGUUCUUUUUAAUGAAGGGAAAGAUGCCACAGACAAUUUCGAGGACAUUGGGCACAACCAAGACGCGAGGGACCAGCUGAAAACCUUCUGCAUAGGAGAGCUAGAUACAUCGACUGCACCACCAGCCAUCCCAUAACUCACAAUUGUCUCCAAAGGCCAGACAUCAUCAGAUACCGUGAAGAAGCUCAAGGACUUGACGAAACAGUACUGGGUUGUACCUGUAGCAGUAGUCGGCAUCUCUGCGGUGGUUGGCGGCAUCUUGUACUCGUGUAAGAAGUAGAAUCCUUCCCUUCUAUGACAACACCUCUCUAUCAGUUUCUUAGAAUGUUGCCGCAACAAAAAUUUUGGAACUACUGCACAAUGAUUAUUUGGAAAGUGGCUCUCAUCUCCAUCAUUUCCUGUAGUUUUUACUUUUUACUUUGUUACAAUUCGAUUGUCCAGCAAGAUUGAAUCAUAUGAAUGAGUGCUGAUAGAAGCUUUAAUUAUGGUUUGGGAUGGAUCAUUUGAUGUCGGUAUGGUUUCUCUUGUAUUUAGAGGAGGCAUAUACUAAUGGUUGUUGACGCCUAGAUUUGAUUGUCAUUAAUAGUUGGGUGAGCAUCCUGAGGAUUGUUACAGAUGAUAAUUACCAAUUUGGAAUCGAACAACUGUG